This is a messenger RNA of Rhagoletis zephyria (snowberry fruit fly), 1298 nucleotides long. RefSeq names its product alpha-N-acetylgalactosaminidase-like. Gene Ontology annotation, biological process: oligosaccharide metabolic process; glycoside catabolic process. Gene Ontology annotation, molecular function: alpha-galactosidase activity. The record is from RefSeq and is a predicted model, not a curated record. Gene Ontology annotation, cellular component: cytoplasm. NCBI's taxonomy places the organism in Eukaryota, Metazoa, Arthropoda, Insecta, Diptera, Tephritidae.
UCUCUUUUUUAUUUUUUAAGUGAAAAUCUCUUCAAACGCACCACUGACUUGCUGGUCUCGGAAGGAUAUGCUGCUGCCGGUUACGAAUAUGUCAUUAUUGACGAUUGUUGGCUGGAAAAAUAUCGCGAUAAUGCAACAAAUAAACUAGUAGCUGAUAGAUAUCGCUUCCCCAGUGGUCUCAAUCACUUGGCUGACUAUAUACAUAAUGCUGGCUUGAAAUUCGGUUUAUAUCAGGAUUAUGGCACUCACACCUGCGCCGGUUAUCCGGGUGUCAUCAAUCACAUGGCACUGGAUGCGCAAACCUUUGCCGAGUGGGAUGUAGACUAUGUAAAGUUGGAUGGUUGCUAUGCAGACACGUCAACAAUGGAUGCUGGUUAUCCGGAAUUUGGACGACUACUAAACGAAACUGGACGCCCAAUGGUGUACUCAUGCAGUUGGCCGGUCUAUCAGGAAUAUGAGGGCAAAAUUCCCGACUACGAGGCGCUCAAGCAGCAUUGUAACUUGUGGCGCAACUAUGAUGAUAUUGAUGACUCCUUUGAGUCAGUUGCUAAGAUAAUGGACUACUUUUCCAAAAACCAAAACCGCAUACAACCGCAUGGUGGACCUGGUCAUUGGAAUGAUCCGGAUAUGCUGAUUCUGGGAAAUUAUGGUCUCAGCUAUGACCAAAGCAAACUACAAAUGGCGGUUUGGGCCAUAUUAGCAGCACCGCUAAUCAUGUCAAACGAUUUGGCCGCGGUACGUCCUGAAAUCAAAGCGAUUUUGCAAAAUCGUGAGAUCAUUGCGGUGAAUCAGGAUCCCUUAGGUAUUCAGGGUCGUCGUGUGCUUAUACAAAAGAAUGUGGAAGUUUGGACACGUCCAAUUACGCCAAGAAAUGCAGCGGGGGAUUAUUCAUAUGCUGUGGCAUUUGUCAACCGCCGCGCAGAUGGCGCUCCCUAUCCGAUCGGUUUUAACCUAAAAGAUAUGGGAUUACGCAGCCAACGAGGCUAUGAUGUGGUGAACCUCUUCGAUAAAUCACAAAAAUUAGGACUGUUCAGGCAGUUGGAUACAUUUGAAACACGCAUUAUCCCAAAUGGUGUCAACUUUUUUAAAUUCAGUGUAUUGAAUUAAAAUGCCAAUUAUUCUAUGUAUUUUAUAUACUUAUCUUUAACGAGUGUUCUUUUAAGGAAAAUAUGUUUGUACAAUUUUCAAGACUAAACACGCUGUUACACAAAAUGCUUUAAUAAAGUAAUUAAAUAAGAAAAAAAUAUAUGUAUACGUAACUAUAUACAAACUAAAAACUAAUACUUUUGUGAUUUUAU